This is a messenger RNA of Cimex lectularius (bed bug), 6714 nucleotides long. RefSeq names its product glutamate synthase 1 [NADH], chloroplastic. Lineage: Eukaryota; Metazoa; Arthropoda; Insecta; Hemiptera; Cimicidae. The transcript has 40 exons. Bases 414 to 6608 code for a protein of 2064 amino acids. The record is from RefSeq and is a predicted model, not a curated record. Gene Ontology annotation, molecular function: glutamate synthase (NADH) activity; iron-sulfur cluster binding; flavin adenine dinucleotide binding.
UCGAGCCCAUUCACCGUUCACCGUUCUCCCCUUCUCCCCUUUUCACCCUUUCGCCCUGCCGUUCUCCGAAAUCCGAUUCAGUCCGAGUCGAGAGGGCCCGAAGAGACUGCGCUUGAUCACGUUGUUCGUUCAACGACCAUUUUCCCAUCUUGCGAGCCGGCUAACAAGCCCAAAUAAAACAUUUUCAUCAGCUGUCCGUCACAAGACAAACCCGUUCCGUUCUCUUCCGCAUUUCGCACUCACUUACGUCUAAAUUAUCUCACUUAUUUAUUUAAACCCCAAAAUUUAAAUUACUGCGUGUUAGAUUUGUUAUUUUUCCCUACAUACUCGACUUUUCCGAAGGCACUACACUCUGUCUUUAUUUUCCUGCUUCUUCUAAGGAUUUCUUCACAUCAGACAGACUCCAGGUCUAAAUGACCGUAGAACUGUGGGAGGGUCCUGCUAAGGAUGGGCUCUAUGAUCCAGCCUUUGAAAAAGACGCUUGCGGCGUUGGAUUUAUUGUUGCGAUAGACGGCUGUCAAUCUCACAAGAUUGUACGCGAUGCCGAGAAGCUUGCUAAGCGGAUGAAUCACAGAGGCGCUUGUGCAUGCGACAAUGACACAGGCGACGGUGCAGGAGUUCUCACUGCAAUACCGCAUUCCUAUUAUGCAACCGAAAUCAAGGAAAGCGAGAAUAUUGAGCUGCCUCCUCAGGGUGAAUACGCUACUGGGAUUUUUUACAUGGAUAAAGUCCAUCAUGUUGAAAGUGAAGCAAUGUUCCACCAGUUGGCCGAAAAAUACCAGUUGAAGAUAAUAUGUUGGAGAACGGUUCCUGUAUGCAAUGCCGGUAUAGGAGAAGUAGCUAGGAACAGCGAGCCCUUUAUGAGGCAGGUGUUCCUUACUGGAAACAACCUUAAUGGAGAAAAUUUUAAACGUCAGGUAUGGAUGUUAAGGAAAAGAGCAACACAUGUAAUACCAAAGCCAGGAGUGAGAUUUUACAUUUGCUCACUGUCAGAUACGAUCAUUGUUUAUAAAGGACAGUUUACUUCCGAUCAACUCUGGGAGUAUUUUGCCGAUCUUAAGUCUCCACAUUUUCAGACAUACCUCACACUUGUACACACUCGAUUUUCGACCAAUACAUAUCCAAGUUGGGAACGUGCACACCCAUUGAGAUGCCUGGCCCAUAACGGGGAAAUAAAUACUUUGCGAGGAAAUGUCAACCUCAUGAAGGCAAGGGAAGGUGUUAUGAAAAGCCCUUACAUCGAAAAUCUUAAAGAACUAUACCCUGUAGUCGAACCCAACUUAUCCGAUUCUGGCAGUCUCGAUUGCGUGCUCGAGUUUUUGGUCAACGCUGGAGGAAGACCCCUUCCUGAAGCGGUGAUGACAAUGGUACCGGAAGCCUGGCACAAUGAUAAAACAAUGCAACACGAUAAACGAGAUUUUUACCAGUGGUCCUCUUGUGUAAUGGAGCCUUGGGACGGUCCUGCCCUACUGGCCUUCACCGAUGGACGAUACAUCGGGGCUAUUUUAGACAGAAAUGGCCUACGACCCUCAAGGUAUUAUGUAACAGAAGACAACAUUAUGAUCAUGGCGUCUGAGGUUGGAGUCUACGAUACUGAUCCUGCAAAUAUCAAACUCAAGAGCCGUUUGAAACCAGGAAGAAUGCUUUUGGUCGAUACUAAAGAAAAAACUGUUAUUCAGGAUGUUGAAUUGAAAAAGCAUAUAGCAAACAGCAGAGAGCAUAGCAAAUGGUUAAAAGAACAGACGAUAACCAUGGCUGAAUUGCGUGAAAAGGCCAAUCUUGAGAACUUCAACGCUACUGAAGGAUUCUGUUUGAGUGGUGAAAUUUCUCCUGAAUGUAUUUCUGACAUACCGAAAGAAGACGUCAGCAGGAUCUGGGGUGGUGAUAGACGUCUUUCCCUCUUUGGUUACACUAUUGAAACAAUAAACAUGCUUAUCCUCCCAAUGAUGAAAUCUAAGAAAGAACCUCUUGGUUCAAUGGGCAAUGAUGCACCAUUGGCUUGUUUAUCGCAAUUCCAACCCCUUCUGUAUGAUUAUUUCAAGCAGCUUUUCGCCCAGGUGACCAACCCGCCUAUUGAUCCGUUUCGUGAAAAAGUCGUAAUGUCGCUGCUUUGCCCGAUCGGCCCUGAGGCCAAUAUUCUUAUACCGAGUGCUAUUCAGUGCCAUCGACUUUUCCUCCCACACCCAAUAAUCUCUCUCCCAGACUUGGAAAUACUGAAGAGAAACACACACAGGGGUUGGAAGACUAUCGUCAUUGAUAUAACAUUCAGUAAAGACUGUGGCCCAGCCGGAGUACAAAAAACAUUAGAUAGAGUAUGCGAAGAAGCCCAAAAGGCAGCUGAAGAAGGUUUUCAACUCAUUGUUUUGUCAGAUCGCAAAGCCGGAGCUGAAAGAGUUCCGAUAAGCAUGCUGCUUGCCCUUGGUGCAACUCAUCACCAUCUCAUUGAAACGAGGCAGCGUAUGAAGGUCGGUUUAAUACUUGAGUCCGGUGAAGCAAGGGAAGUACACCAUAUGUGUGUUUUAUUGGGUUAUGGUGCCGAUGGAAUUUGCCCAUAUAUGGUUUUUGAAAUGGUCAGAAGUCUUCGAGCCGAAGGUCUUAUUGAUUCUUCAUUCACCGAUCAAGUUUUGUACAUGAAUUAUUCAGAAGCAAUGGAGAGAGGAAUUUCAAAAGUAAUGGCGAAAAUGGGAAUUUCAACGUUACAGUCUUACAAAGGGGCGCAGAUAUUCGAGGCAGUGGGACUUGCUGAAGAAGUCAUUGAGAAAUGCUUCAAAGGUACAUCUUCAAGAAUAGGCGGGGUCACGUUUGAAAUCCUUGCGGAUGAGAUUUUUGAAAGGCAUUAUCUAGCUUAUACAGACAAGGAUAAUCUCGUUUUAAGAAACCCCGGCAUAUAUCACUGGAGGAGCGGCGGUGAAAAGCACAUCAACGAACCUUUGAGCAUUGCAAAUCUGCAGGAAGCAGCGGUCAACAAGAGUCAAAACAGCUACGAGAAGUUUAAAGAGUCUACUUUAGAGAGCAUAAGGGACUGCACUUUACGAGGGCAGCUAGAGAUAGUACAAAGCGACAAGCCUGUUGACAUCUCUGAAGUCGAACCAGCAUCUGAAAUUGUCAAAAGAUUUGCAACUGGUGCUAUGAGUUUCGGCAGCAUAUCUUUAGAAGCACAUACUACACUUGCCAUUGCCAUGAACAGAGUUGGUGGUAAAUCAAAUACAGGAGAAGGAGGGGAAAAUGCUGACCGUUACUUAGACCAGGAACCUGAGUUUAAUAAAAGGUCUUCUAUUAAACAAGUAGCAUCGGGGAGAUUCGGCGUUACAAGCUCUUAUUUGGCACAUGCGGAUGACCUGCAGAUUAAGAUGGCUCAGGGUGCUAAGCCAGGUGAAGGUGGUGAGCUUCCUGGCUAUAAGGUUACAAAAGAUAUUGCAAAAACAAGACACUCAGUCCCCGGUGUCGGUUUAAUAUCACCGCCACCACACCACGACAUUUAUUCCAUCGAAGACUUGGCUGAAUUGAUUUACGAUUUAAAAUGUGCAAAUCCAAACGCGAGGAUAUCUGUCAAGCUUGUUUCCGAAGUCGGUGUCGGUGUUGUGGCGUCUGGCGUAGCAAAGGGUAAGGCUGAACACAUUGUGAUAUCAGGGCAUGAUGGUGGCACUGGCGCUAGCUCUUGGACCGGAAUCAAAAAUGCAGGACUUCCUUGGGAACUCGGUGUUGCUGAAACACACCAAGUUUUGGUAUUGAACAACCUUCGAUCAAGGAUUGUUUUGCAAGCCGAUGGACAAAUCCGUACUGGGUUUGAUGUUGUUGUCGCUGCACUCUUGGGAGCUGAUGAGUUUGGUUUUAGUACAGCACCUCUCAUUGUCAUGGGAUGCACCAUGAUGAGAAAAUGUCAUUUAAAUACUUGCCCUGUAGGGAUCGCAACACAAGAUCCCGUUUUAAGAAAGAAAUUUACAGGAAAACCUGAACAUGUUAUCAACUACUUAUUCAUGAUCGCUGAAGAUGUCAGGCAGUACAUGGCGUCAUUAGGAAUUCGUAAGUUCCAAGACCUCAUUGGAAGGACCGACUUGCUUAAAGUUUAUGAAGCAACUAAGAAUCCAAAAGCAAAAUUGUUAUCUAUGAAUUUAAUACUUAAAAACGCCUUGCAUAUGAGGCCAGGUGUGAAUAUUGUGGGCGGUUCUGUUGCUCAGGAUUUUCAAUUGGAAAAAAGACUCGACAAACAAUUAAUUGAUUUGUGCAUGCCUGUGAUAAAUAAACAAAUGAACUGCAUAGAUUUAAAUAUGACAAUAAACAAUGAAUGCCGUGCUUUUGCCUCAACCCUCGCUUAUCACAUCUCCAUGAAAUACGGUGAUGAAGGACUUCCAGAAAAGAGUAUAAACAUCCAUUUGACAGGAUCAGCUGGUCAGAGUUUCUGUGCUUUUAUGCCCAAAGGGGUACAUGUGACAUUAGAAGGAGACUCUAAUGAUUAUGUUGGAAAGGGACUUUGUGGAGGAGAGGUGGUCAUCUAUCCUCCUAAGACAUCAAAGUUUGACUCCGUUCAAAAUGUAAUCGUCGGAAACGUAUGCCUAUAUGGUGCAACCUCCGGGAAAGCGUUUUUCAGAGGGAUUGCUGCAGAACGUUUCUCAGUCAGGAAUUCUGGCGUAGUCACAGUCGUCGAAGGCGUAGGCGAUCAUGGUUGUGAAUACAUGACUGGCGGCUGUGCAUUGAUAUUGGGUCUAACAGGACGCAACUUUGCUGCUGGUAUGUCUGGUGGGAUUGCGUAUGUUUUAGACGUUGAUAGGUCAUUCCAUAGCAAAUGCAACAUAGAAAUGGUUGAACUUUUACCGUUGGACCAACAAGAAGAUAUCGAUUAUGUUUAUAACCUGCUUGUAGAAUUUGAAAGCAAAACAGGAUCAAUAAUAGCCGAUGAUUUAAUCAAAGCUUGGCCCACUCCUGCCAAAGAUUUUGUUAAAGUGUUUCCCUAUGAGUACCAAAGAGCUCUUCGUCAACUAGCAGAAGAGAAAAUAAGCAAUAUGAAAAUGGAAGGAGAUACGUUGAAUUAUAUUAAUAAUCAGCCAGUAAGGGAUAUAGAAGAUAUAAUUUCUGAUACUGGCACUGAAAAGAAACGUGUUGAAAAGACAUUAGAUAAACUCAGGGGAUUUAUCAAGUAUACAAGGGAAACAGGGAUGUACAGGCCGGCUGAAAAAAGGCUCAAAGAUUGGGACGAAAUUUACAAUGUGGAUCACGUCAGGAAAGGAUUGAGAGUUCAAGCAGCGAGGUGUAUGGAUUGCGGUGUCCCUUUCUGUCAGAGCUCACACGGAUGUCCUUUGGGAAAUAUAAUUCCUAAAUGGAACGAUUUAAUAUACUUGAAUAAUUGGAAUGAAGCGUUGAACCAACUACUUCAGACUAAUAACUUUCCAGAAUUUACUGGUAGAGUGUGCCCUGCGCCAUGUGAAGGUGCUUGCGUACUAGGAAUAAACGAACCACCCGUUACAAUUAAAAAUAUUGAAUGUGCCAUUAUCGACCACGCUUUCGAACAAAAGUGGAUCAAACCCGAAAUCCCAACACAUAGGACUGGUAAGAAAGUUGCCAUCGUCGGAUCAGGACCGGCUGGACUUGCCACCGCACAUCAGAUGAACAAGUCAGGACAUACGGUCACUGUUUUCGAACGCAACAACAGGAUUGGCGGUCUAUUGCAAUAUGGAAUCCCGACAAUGAAAUUGUCCAAAGAUGUUGUUCAGAGACGAGUGAAACUUCUUAGCGAUGAAGGAAUUCAAUUUAAAACAAACGUUAAUGUUGGAAAAGAUAUUUCUGCAAAGGAACUUUGUGAAGAAUACGAUGCCGUGAUUUUAUGCACUGGCGCUACAUGGCCGAGGGACCUGCCGAUUCCAGGCAGGCAGUUGAAUGGUAUCAAUUACGCCAUGUCAUUUUUGGAAUCUUGGCAGAAAAAGCAAAUGGGCAACAAUGUAUUGCCGCUUUUGGCGAAGGACAAAGAUGUGGUUAUUAUUGGAGGUGGUGAUACAGGCUGUGAUUGUAUUGCUACUUCGCUUAGACAGGGUGCUAAUAGUAUCACUACUUUUGAAAUUCUACCCGAACCACCAGAAUUCAGGUCCAAAGACAACCCAUGGCCCCAAUUUCCCAGGGUUUUCAAAGUCGAUUAUGGUCACGAAGAGGUGAAAGUCAAGUUCGGCAAAGACCCGAGGCAGUAUUCAGUUCUCAGCAAGGAAUUCAUCGAUGACGGCAAUGGUAAUGUCGCCGGUAUAAGAACAGUAAAGGUCAGUUGGAGUAAGGAUGAAACUGGGAGAUGGAAGAUGGACGAAGAGCCUAACUCAGAAAAGGUAUAUAGCUGUCAACUUGUUUUGUUGGCUAUGGGAUUUUUGGGACCUGAAAAGUACAUAGCAAAUGAACUGGAUUUAAAUUUAGAUCCAAGAUCUAAUUAUGAAACACCAAAAGGAAAGUACGCAACAUCUGUCCCAAAGGUGUUCGCUGCUGGAGAUUGCCGCCGUGGGCAAUCUUUGGUUGUUUGGGCCAUUUCUGAGGGUCGUCAAGCAGCUCGAGAAGUGGACGCUUAUCUUCUAGGAAAGACUACACUUCCAGGCCAAGGUGGUGUCAUCACUAAGUUAACUAGUCAGCGCGGCUGAGAUGUAGAAGUUAAAUUAUAUAUAUACGUAAUUAUUUUAUCUAAUGAAAUGGUAAUAUUUUUGUAGUCCAUUUAUAUAAGCUAUUUAACUAUUUCUUAAUUGAUUG